GUGUGAUGGAUAGGUAACAGAAGACCGCUCCCCUUCUUUGUCAGGGUGUCAACAUGACGGAGUGCUUCCUGCCCCCCACCAGCAGCCCUGGGGAACACCGAAGGGCCGAGCAUGGCAGUGGGCUGACCCGGACCCCCAGCUCUGAAGAGAUCAGCCCUACAAAAUUUCCUGGAUUGUACCGGACGGGUGAGCCCUCGCCUCCCCAUGACGUCCUCCAUGAGCCCCCUGAUGUAGUGUCAGAUGAUGAGAAAGACCAUGGGAAGAAGAAAGGGAAAUUUAAGAAGAAGGAAAAAAGGACUGAAGGCUAUGCUGCCUUCCAGGAAGACAGCUCUGGGGAUGAAGCCGAAAGUCCUUCCAAGAUGAAGAGGUCCAAGGGAAUCCAUGUGUUUAAGAAGCCCAGCUUCUCUAAGAAGAAGGAGAAGGACUUUAAAAUGAAAGAGAAGCCCAGGGAGGAGAAGCCCAAGGAGAAGAAGUCUAAAGACCUGACCGCGGCUGAUGUGGUCAAACAGUGGAAGGACAAGAAGAAAAAGAGAAAGCCCGCUCAGGAGCCAGAGGUGCCGCAGACCGACGCUCCGAGCCUCAGGCCCAUCUUUGGUGUUCCCUUGGCUGACGCGGUGGAGAGGACCAUGCUGUGUGAUGGUGUUCGCUUGCCAGCUGUCUUCCGAGAGUGUGUAGACUACAUGGAGAAGCACGGGAUGAAGUGCGAAGGCAUCUACAGAGUUUCAGGAAUCAAAUCAAAGGUAGAUGAGCUAAAAGCAGCUUAUGACCGAGAAGAGUCUCCAAACUUGGAAGAAUACGAGCCUAACACUGUAGCCAGCUUGCUGAAGCAGUAUUUGCGAGACCUUCCAGAGAAUUUGCUUACCAAAGAGCUGAUGCCCCGAUUUGAAGAGGCUUGUGGGAGGACCACGGAGAUGGAGAAAGUGCAGGAAUUUCAGCGCCUGCUCAAGGAACUGCCAGAAUGUAACCACCUUCUGAUCUCCUGGCUCAUUGUGCACAUGGACCAUGUCAUUGCAAAGGAGCUAGAAACAAAAAUGAACAUCCAAAACAUCUCUAUAGUGCUGAGCCCAACUGUCCAGAUCAGCAAUCGUGUCCUGUAUGUACUUUUUACACAUGUGCAAGAGUUCUUUGGCACUGUAGUCCUGAAGCAAGUGACAAGACCUCUUCGAUGGUCCAACAUGGCCACAAUGCCUACACUGCCAGAGACCCAGGCCGGCAUCAAGGAGGAGAUCAGGAGACAGGAGUUUCUUCUGAAUUGCUUACAUCGAGAUCUGCAGGGCGGGAUAAAGGACUUGUCUAAAGAAGAACGGCUCUGGGAAGUGCAGAGGAUCCUGACCGCCCUCAAGAGGAAGCUGAGGGAAGCUAAGAGACAAGAGUGUGAAACCAAGAUUGCACAGGAGAUAGCCAGUCUUUCAAAAGAAGAUGUUUCCAAAGAAGAAAUGAAUGAAAAUGAAGAAGUUAUAAAUAUCCUUCUUGCCCAGGAGAACGAGAUCCUCACCGAGCAGGAGGAGCUUCUGGCCAUGGAGCAGUUUCUGCGUCGUCAGAUUGCCUCAGAGAAAGAAGAGAUUGACCGCCUCCGAGCUGAGAUUGCGGAGAUCCAGAGUCGCCAGCAGCACGGCCGGAGUGAAACUGAGGAGUACUCCUCUGAGAGUGAGAGCGAGAGUGAGGACGAGGAGGAGCUACAGAUCAUCCUGGAAGACUUACAGAGACAGAAUGAAGAGCUAGAAAUAAAGAACAAUCACCUGAACCAAGCGGUCCAUGAGGAGCGGGAGGCCAUCAUUGAGCUCCGAGUGCAGCUCCGCCUGCUCCAGAUGCAGCGAGCCAAGUCUGAGCAGCAGCUGCAGGACGGCGAAGAGCCUGAGCGGCGCGGGGGCCCAGGCCCUGUGACGCCCUGUGAUGGUGUCCUCGUGGUCAGAGCAGCUAAGGAGCAGGCGAGGCCCUCGCCCAGCAAAGACCGGAAGGAGACACCGAUCUGAACUCCGGCGGGCCCUGUGCAUCUUACUGUAAGCAAGUCAGCUGCCUUUCCUGCUGUACAUUCUGUAAAGGUUCUCAGCCACUCCCUGCUCAAGUCUGACUUGUGUCAGGCUUAGGUCCCGGGCGGGUGAAGCAGUGGAUACCGGAUCGCGCAGGGAACAUGGGCAUUUCCAGAUAGUGUCAGCUUAUUUGACAAUUAAUUUUCUUUGUUAAAAAUAACUAUUUUAACCCUUGAGUGGCUUCUUUUUAAACCAAAAAUCGUCUUUUUUUUUUUUUUUUUUUUUU
Acomys russatus (golden spiny mouse) is the source of this 2256-nucleotide messenger RNA. It is a transcript of the gene Ralbp1, whose product is annotated as ralA binding protein 1. Bases 54 to 1973 code for a protein of 639 amino acids. Gene Ontology annotation, cellular component: membrane. Gene Ontology annotation, molecular function: GTPase activator activity; small GTPase binding. Gene Ontology annotation, biological process: endocytosis; positive regulation of GTPase activity; small GTPase-mediated signal transduction. NCBI's taxonomy places the organism in Eukaryota, Metazoa, Chordata, Mammalia, Rodentia, Muridae. The transcript is spliced from 9 exons. The record is from RefSeq and is a predicted model, not a curated record.